Schistocerca americana (American grasshopper) is the source of this 5262-nucleotide messenger RNA. Its product is annotated as pikachurin-like. The transcript is spliced from 14 exons. The record is from RefSeq and is a predicted model, not a curated record. The coding region runs from base 415 to 2802 and encodes 795 amino acids. Lineage: Eukaryota; Metazoa; Arthropoda; Insecta; Orthoptera; Acrididae. Gene Ontology annotation, molecular function: calcium ion binding.
CGCCGCGGUAGACGGACGUCAGCGACCGCGCGAGAGACGCGUUGCGCGCACAGCGCCUGUGCUAGUUCAGCUUCCCCGGACGCCCCUAGGAUCUCACUGCGCCAGCGAUGAGUCGGCAGCCGGCUGCGGCGCGCUUUGCGUGACUAGGGGGAAGACACAUUCCGCGCUCGCAUCCUCUCCGGUUCGAUGCCUUUAGACGCCGACGCCCCCUACAGUCGCCACCCUCACGACGCCGAAUGCCGACGCUCAGAGCUGGAUCGCGCUCUCUAGGAGACGCCAGUUCGUUCCCUUUCUGUUGAGAACAACCGAUUCGUUGAGACCGCCAACAGUGACAGAAACUACACCAGUGUACGCUAGCGUGUUUUUAAAAAUUUCUGUUUACUUUUGUUCAGCGUUUUGAUCAGUAUCCGCAUCAUGGUAAUGAAGAUGGGAGAUAUGGAACGAGUGCCAUCGCGUUUACUGUUUCUGUGUGUGCUUUUUGUGGGAUAUACACGUUCAGCUGUUCAGCAAGCAGAUGUGCAGAACUCACUUUUUGAAGCGGCAUUUCAAGGUCGUUGCGGCCGCGGCAGCCCGUGCGAGCAGCUGUGCUACGAACUGCACGACGGCAUGUUUGAGUGCGACUGCAGGCCCGGCUACGAGCUGCACCGCAACGGAUACAGCUGCCUCGAGAUGAACACGACGGACAGCAGCCUGGCGGGCAUGCACGGCCCGCUGGUGGCGCCGCUGGCGGCGGGCGACCGCGACGAGGACGUGCUGUACCAGAAGGACGCCAGCUUCUCGGCAGAGCUGGCGGCGGGGCCCGUGCCGGCGCCCGCCGUCUCCUUCGUGGGCGACGCCCUCACGCUGGACUGCGGCUCUGGGGGCACGUGCGUGCAGCCGGCGGAGGGCGCGCCGCCGGGCCAGCGCUGCCAGUGCCCGCUCGGCCGCGGCGGCCCGCGCUGCGAGACGGAGGUGGAGGUGCGCAGCCCGCGCUUCUCUGGCCAGAGCUGGCUGGCGUUCCCUGCGCUGCGAGCCGCGUACAAGCACGUCCAGCUGUCGGUGGAGUUCCGGCCGGAGGCAGCAGACGGUAUCCUCUUCCUGACCGGCGAGCGCGACGACAUGGCGGGCGACUUCAUGGCGCUCCUGCUGCACGCCGGCUACGUGGAAUUCAGGUUCGACUGCGGCUCCGGCCUGGGUGUGGUGCGGUCUGAGGAGACGGUGCAGCUGAACCAGUGGAACCGCGUGACGCUGUACAGGCACCGCUGGGACGCCUGGCUGCAGCUGAACAAGGGCCGCAGGGUCGAGGGCCGCUCCAAGGGCCUGUUCUCGCGCAUCACGUUCCGCGAGCCGCUGUUCGUGGGCGGCCCCGGCAACACGACGGGCCUGGCGGACAAGCUGCCCACCGAGGAGGGCCUGCGCGGCUGCGUGCGCCGCCUCAUCGUCAACGACCGCCUCUACAGCUUCGGACUGGCGCCCGCCGGAGACGCCGUCAAGGGCUUCGACGUCGAGGAGUGCGGCGGCGACGGCUGCAGCCUCAUCUCGUGCCAGCACGGCGGCAAGUGCCUGGCCACGGGCGACUCCGCCGUUUGCCUCUGCCCGCUCGGCUACCAGGGGGACUACUGCGAGACGCGCAUCGACCUCCAGGUGCCGGCGUUCAACGGGUCGAGCUACCUGCGGUACCCGGGCCUGGGCGGGUCUGCGCUCUCGUGGCUGGACCUGCAGAUCACGCUGAAGCCCGCGGCGCCCGACGGCGUGCUGCUCUACAACGGACACCGCGCCGACGGCGUGGGCGACUUCAUGGCCGUCUACAUGACCGCCGGACACCUCGAGUUCGCCUUCGACCUCGGCACCGGCGCCGCCACCAUCAGGAGCGGGGCGCCGCUGUCGCUGGGCCAGUGGCACGAAGCGGUGGUGUCGCGGACAGGCCGGCUGGCGGUGCUCCAGGUGGACGACCGGCCGCCCACGCAGGCCACGGCGCCCGGCGCCUUCACGCAGAUGACGCUGCCGCAGAACCUCUACAUCGGCGGCGUGCCCAACUUCGACAUGGUCUCGCCCAAGGUCAAGGUGCGCACCUCGUUCGUCGGCUGCAUCCAGAAGGUGGUGCUGAACGACCAGCCGCUGGCGGUGGUGGCGGCGGCGCUGGCCGGCGUCAACGUCGCCAACUGCGCGCACCCCUGCUCUGCGCGGCCCUGCGGCCCAGCGGCGCGCUGCGUGCCCGCCAGGGAGCGCUUCACCUGCGACUGCUCGCCCGGCCGCUGCCGUCCGCGGGACCCCAACCCCGCGCCGCGCUUCUCCGGCACUAGCUACCUGCACUUCGGCGACGCCGACACAGUACGACGGAUCGUGAGCUACAAGGUGAACAUCAACAUGCGCUUCCGGACGGGCGUGCCGGAGGGCGUGCUGCUGUGGAGCGGGCGGCGCGACGCGUCCUCGGCCGCCGACUUCCUGGCGCUCGGGGUCGCCGACGGCUUCCUGCACCUGCGCUUCAACCUGGGCAGCGGAGAGGUCGACAUCGUCUACAACGCCACGCGCGUCGACGACAACCUCUGGCACCGCGUCAAGGCCAUCAGGAACGAGCAAGAGGGUUCUAUUACCGUGGACAACGGACCGACAAUCAUCAAAAGAUCUCCAGGGAAGCUGAGACAGCUCAACACUAACACAGGGCUAUACAUCGGUGGCAUGGAGGACAUCGAGCGCGAGACGCACGGCAAAUACCGCGUCGGCCUCGUCGGCUGCAUCUCAGACCUCAUCCUGGACGCCGACUACCGCGUCAAGCUGGUUGAGAUGUCCACCUCCGGCUGGGGCAUCGAGCGCUGCAACUAACCGCCGCCGGCACGACCACUCAGCGCCGCCGCCUGCAUUUCGUCCAGCUUUCGCCGUUCGGCCGACGAGGAACGAGUCCGGGGCCUCGCUUCGCCAACUCGACAGGCGACGUGGCUUCCACAGCUGCUGCAACGUCCAUACUCCCACCGAGACCUCUCGGCACGCUGAAGUCUGACGGUGCUCUGUCACGGAUAGAUCUCAGUCAUUGCCAAUCGCCAUCAGUGACGGCUUGUGAGCCGCUUCGGGCCGUGGCGCGGUUUCUUGGACUCAUUUACGCACUGCAGUUUAUGAGAUACGUACUUGUAUUUGGCGCAGCAAAGUCGGCUUACUCGAACGCGCCAUCCGUGUUAAAAAUGCGAAGUGGUUAGUACUCAGAACUAUCAUCACUUAACAUCGUGACAGAUUAAACAUUGCACAAAGUCUCCUUGUUAUAGCUACAUUUGCCGUGAUUCUUAGAGCACUAACACACACACACCUGGAUCAAAUAAAUCUGAAACAUCUGUCCUAUCAGUUGCUUCGGUGCGUGAAUUAACAAGAUGGCAAGACGAAGUACAGCUAUUAUGUAUUAGAUGUUUAUUUGAAAUUACUUAUUUGAACAACUUCUUGUGGCUUCAGGAAGUUGGCAAGUAGCAGUAAAAUCGCACUAUAUUUUCAAAUAGUUUACCUCUUGCUCUGAUAGCAAAUCCUAUGCUCUGCAGAUUGGAAACUUAAUAUGUUUCCCGUUUCCAGUUCCGAAUCCCCAAUAAAAACUAUGCCACAAGAAUCACUUUAGUUAUCAAUUUGCGGGAUCUGUGCUGUUAAAUACACUUUCCGAGAUUAAUAUUCUGUACACACUUUGUGUACUUCACAUUUAAUAACCGAAGAUGUACUUACAUCGAAAAUUGAAAUGUUGAUUUCUUUGAGGAGAUAUUUUAACAUGUUAUUGUGACUGAUUCUCGUAAGCCGGAGGCGAAUAUGACGACGAAAUGCUUGCGACAUUUCAGUAAAUAAAUUAAAAAAAAUCGUUACGGAUCAGUUAGAUCUGGAAAAAAAGUCAAUACUGUGGCUCAUGCCACUACACUAUUUGGUGCAUCACGAUAAGAAUAAAUUUAUUAUUAUUAUUAUUAAUUACUAUAAAGAGAAACGCGAUGAUAAAGAGACCUCUAUCUACUUUUUUAUGAAGUGCUUUACAAAUAUUGCUUCCGAAUAAUGGCCUCAUUAUCGAUAAUUCAGUGGAGCGUUGUUCCCGAGAAGAAGUUCAAAUCUAAUGUUGCAUUUAAAAUCAGACGCACUGUUAGACGUGUACCCAAGAGAUAUCCCAUGUAUGUUCACCAGCUGUUAUGAGUAUGGAAGGCUGUAGAUAAAAAAAAUGAAAAGACUGCUACCGAAAGAGAUAUAAACGUAUAUUCAAAACGUACUUUCAAGCGAAAUUAUACACACUCACCAAAGAACUUCUUUACGGAAGAAGAGGUGAUCAUACCUGUCGUGACUUCAUUUUAAAGUGAGCAGAAACUUCGCGUACGGUGAAAUGGUGGUUUAGAAUAUUGUGCGAGUGUGUAGUUAGCUUCAUUAUGAAUGUGGAGCAAAACAUUCCAGAUAAUUUUUUAAUGAAUUCAGUGUUUUAAAUAACAGCUGGAAAAAUGUAAUCUUUGUGUCAGUCCUGAAUCACUUAAGCUAAAACACAAAGUAAUUUGCACAUAAUUUAGAGAUUUUAGUUUAAUGUGUAUGACAAUGCUCUCAUGUAUGUAUUGUAUCUGAUUUCUCUGUGCUAUCAUUUCAGUAAUGUCUAUUUUCGAUACGCAGACUGACUGUGUAGACUGCGAACGACAUGUAUGUUUUCUAAGCACCAUAUAUAUACGUAUACAUAUAUCAGAGUGUGACUAUCUGCUCUUUCACUCUACUAUACAAGAAAUUUCAAUCCGAAUUUUGAUCGUGGUGUUGAAAAGAUUAAGCUUUUUCACUUGAAUCACUUAGCACUGAAAAAAAUGAUUGAAAAAAAAAAAAUAAUCAGCUGCCAGCCCAUCUGCUAAACUGUUCAGUCUGUAUGCCGAAGCAACAGAUUUUUCAUAAAGUUCUGGAAAGAAACAUAUCAUUUUAUGACAAAUGGUUCAGUAGUCGGUUAGUUUUGUAUGUCAUUUCUGUACAAUUUUCGUAAAAAGAAAAGAACAGUGUAAUUUGAUCUUUUUCUUGUGACUGAGUUUUACAACGUACUAAGAAUGUGAAUUCGUACCGAAAUUAUGUACUCGGUGUAACCUGGGUGCGGCCCGCACACCACUUGUGCUGGGCCAGGGGUGUCCAUUCGCGGGCCCCCUCGCCCACAGCCUAGAGUAGCACCACGCGUCCCGGCGCUCUGUUUCUGUAGUAGACGUGACUAGACCAGCUGUAGUAGUGUCAGAACUCUGAUGUGUGACUUAUUUCCAAUUCGUACGCACUCAAUGUACCAGCGCAGCUUACAUACAAUGAAACAGAUUUGGGUGUUCA